Molecule: messenger RNA, 837 nt
Organism: Gordionus sp. m RMFG-2023
Lineage: Eukaryota; Metazoa; Nematomorpha; Gordioida; Chordodea; Parachordodidae
Product: transmembrane protein 98-like
Exons: 6
Coding region: 1-837 (278 amino acids)
Cellular component (GO): endoplasmic reticulum
Source: RefSeq, a predicted model, not a curated record
AUGGAGACAGUGGUGAUCUUAGCCAUAACAGUUUUAAUGAUUAUACUUAUUUUCGCUGUCAUAUCUAUAGGAUUUAUACUAAAAUACAAAUUCUGGUCCAGGUCAAAAAAAUAUAUGAACAUUUAUUCUGUGUUAGAGGACGAAUCACAGGGGGCUAUAUUAGUAAAAAAUGAAAAUGAGCCUGAUUGGAAAGUAGGAAUGAUUAAACAUGACACAAAAGAGGACUCAAUCUCCACCGUAUCCGCUGCAAAUAGUUCUUCUAAUGAUCCUAACAGACUUGUAAUAUCUGAACGACUAUUGCAAUUCAACGAAACAUUUGUGAAGAAUCAAAAAUGGGCGGAAGAAGUGAGCAAUUUGAUGCCACACUGUCUUAGCAUAUUGAAGCUUUGCCAAAAUAUAACCCGUCGACUUGUGUCCGGUAAUUUGUUUUCAACGUUGGAAAAAAAUUUGAGCAAAGAACAAAGAGCCGAAAUAGUCAUAAUCACAAGAGCCAUCGGCCCGAGGGUAGAUGAUGUGGUGAGAGCUAUGUACCCUCCUUUGGAUCCGAGAUUACUGGAGGCCCGAUUAACGUCUUUAUACCUAGCGGUUUGCCAUUUGGUUUACGUUACCAAUAAAUCAAUGUCCUCAGAAUUUCAAAAUGAAAUUGCUAUGCAAAAACAUUGGCUAAAUCAGAGCAUACUACGUAUCGAAGAUAAUUUGAAGGUUUUGAGAAAAGUAUCACUAGCUUUUGACACCUGCAUACAGCUACAAAACUUGAGUUAUGCUACCGAAAAUUUUCGCUACGAUAAAAUUGGAAAAAAUUUUCCUAAUCAAAAUAUAGCCGUGAUUAGUUUAUAA